CGGUCCGCGGCCUGGUCCACCGCGGCGCCUCACGGAACCGCGCCCCGCCGGGCGGGAAGAUGGAGGAGCUCGUCGUGGAGGUCCGGGGCUCCAAUGGCGCCUUCUACAAGGCAUUUGUAAAGGACGUGCACGAAGAUUCAAUAACUGUUGCAUUUGAAAACAACUGGCAGCCUGAGAGACAAAUUCCAUUCCAUGAUGUGAGAUUCCCACCUCCCGCAGGUUAUAAUAAAGAUAUAAAUGAAAGUGACGAAGUUGAGGUUUAUUCCAGAGCAAAUGAAAAAGAACCAUGCUGCUGGUGGCUGGCUAAAGUGAGAAUGAUAAAGGGUGAGUUUUAUGUAAUAGAGUAUGCAGCUUGUGAUGCCACUUAUAAUGAAAUUGUCACAAUUGAGCGCUUAAGAUCUGUGAAUCCCAACAAACCUGCAACAAAAGACACUUUCCAUAAGAUCAAACUGGAAGUUCCAGAAGACUUACGGCAAAUGUGUGCCAAAGAAUCAGCACAUAAAGAUUUCAAAAAAGCAGUGGGAGCUUUUUCUGUAACGUAUGAUUCUGAAAAUUAUCAGCUUAUCAUUUUGUCAGUAAGUGAAGUAACAACGAAGCGAGCAAACAUGCUGAUUGAUAUGCACUUUCGAAGUCUUCGUACUAAGUUGUCUCUGAUAUUAAGGAAUGAAGAAGCUAGUAAGCAACUGGAGAGUUCCCGGCAGCUUGCCUCCAGAUUCCACGAACAGUUCGUUGUACGUGAAGACCUGAUGGGUCUAGCCAUUGGCACUCACGGGGCCAACAUUCAGCAAGCAAGGAAAGUCCCUGGAGUCACUGCUAUUGAUUUAGAUGAAGACACCUGCACGUUUCACAUUUAUGGAGAGGAUCAAGAUGCAGUGAAGAAAGCUAGAAGUUACCUUGAGUUUGCUGAAGAUGUAAUACAAGUUCCGAGGAACUUAGUAGGAAAAGUGAUAGGAAAAAAUGGAAAACUGAUUCAGGAGAUAGUGGACAAAUCAGGUGUUGUGAGAGUGAGAAUUGAGGCCGAAAAUGAUAAAAAUAUUCCACAAGAAGAGGAAAUUAUACCACAAAAUUCCCUAUCUUCCAAUAAUUCAAGGGGUGGACCUAAACCCGCUGAAGCAAAGAAACUCUUAGAUUUAAAGGAAAGCAGCACCCAUUUUUCUCAGCCCAGCAGUACAAAAGUCCAAAGGGUGUUAGUGGUUUCAUCAACUGUAGCAGGGGAAUCACAGAAACCUGAAAUCAAGCCUUGGCAGGGAAUGGUACCAUUUGUUUUUGUGGGAACGAAGGACAGCAUCACCAACGCAACUGUUCUUUUGGAUUAUCACCUUAACUAUUUAAAGGAAGUAGAUCAACUCCGUUUGGAAAGGUUGCAAAUUGAUGAGCAAUUGAGGCAGAUUGGAGCCAGUUCUAGACCUCCUCCAAAUCGUACAGAUAAGGAUAAAGGAUACAUGACCGACGAUGGGCCGGGACUUGGGCGCGGGAGCCGACCUUACCGAAAUAGAGGGCAUGGAAGGCGUGGUCCUGGCUAUGCUUCAGGAAAUGAUGAUCAGUCUCGAUCAGAUAAUCGUCAGCGUAACACAAGAGAUCCUAAAGGAAGAACAGCAGAUGGAUCACUUCAGAUCAGAAUUGACUGCAAUAAUGAACGAAGUGUCCACACUAAAACAUUACAGAAUACCUCCAGUGAAGGUAGUCGGCUGCGCACGGGUAAAGAGCGUAAUCAGAAGAAAGAAAAACCGGACAGCGUGGAAGCCCCGCAACCGUUGGUGAAUGGAGUGCCCUAAAUGGAAUCGUUCUCAAGUCACAUUUCCUAUACUGUUUCAGUAAUUCUUAUUCCACAUUAGAGAAACUUUGUUAGGCCAAAGACAAAUAGUAGGCAAGAUGGCGCAGGGCAUGAAAUGAACAGAGAAGUUCUAUUACCCUUUUUUAACAUCAGCUGUAAGCAGUUGUUUUCAGAAUAAGAAAGUUAUACAAACAUUUGCAUAAAAUACCUUGUACUUCUGAAAAAUGCUUUCAAGUACAUAUUGCACUUCAAGAAAUAAGAGGUUUUUUUGUUAUAAAAAUACUGACUGUGCAUUGGUAUAUACUUUCUGUUCAGUUGUACCAUUUUAAUGCAUUGGGUCAAAAAUCACUGCUAAAAUUCAUUUUUUUUCUGAAUAAAUAGUGUUUGCAGUAAUCAAAUUGGGCUUCUGUUUUCAAUCUAACCUGGAAGUUCUUCAUGAAAUGCUAUGUCGUUUCAUGUCCUGUGUCAGUUCAUGUUUAGGUCCACUUUUCCAAUAUUCUAGUGGACCCCGAAAUAUGUGUGAUGUAACAAUUGUCAUUUUCAUUAGCAAAAAAAAAAAAAAAUAAAAAAAGUUGUAUGAUCUGUGCCUUUUUUAUAUCUUGGCAGGUAGGAAUAUUAUAUUCGGAUACAGAAAUCAGGGAAGAUGAGUUGGAAACACUAAAUGUAAAAUAUAUGUAGCAAACCCUGUCAGACAUUAGUACUUUAUAGAAGAUUGCAUGCUUUCCAUAAUUUUCUUUACAUAAACAUCAGGUUAGGCAGUAUAAAGAAUAGGAUCCUUUUUUUUUUUUUUUUUUUGCACUGAAGAUCGGCAGAUAGUGUUUAUUGAGGGGGAAGUGUAGUUUUUCUUUGUAGACAGGAUGAGAAAUAACUCUUUCCUUUUGAAAGACUCAAAAUCCUUGGACUAGGAACAAAUCUUCCUGCUCAUGAGCUAGCGGAAUAUGCCUGCUGUUUGGCCAGAUGACCAAUUUAAACUUAGAGCCUUUAUUACUUCACCCUCCCAAAAUAAGUGGAAUCGUUUUUCAUACUUUUAAUUUCAAGCUUAUCUCAGGGGAGGUAGGAAGGUAAUUUCCACGUGCGAUCGAUACCCCUUGCAGCGCAGGUGUAUUAUGUCUUAAGUAACAUUGGGGGCAGGUUAAAUUUAAGUUUUUGAAGUCCAAGGUCUGAUCCGCAAGAGGAAUCGGAAGGCAUUCCGGAAUUUGAUGAGGUGAUGCUUAAAGCGGGAAGGGGUGCGGCCUGAUUCUCCUUUUUAUCUUCUUUUGGAUCAAGAUUGAAAUUUGCUGGGGAAAACUGUGAGAGGGCCUUCGUUUUAAGAUGUUCUAUUUUUCUUAAAAUUACUCCAAUAGGGGAGCCACUGAUUAUGUACAGAACUGUACAAACCUGAACCUGCCUCUGAUGGUGUUUUGUGAGUUUUGUUCCUUCGCUCUUUUCAUUCUACUGUUACUUUUCCUUGCAUACAAGUUAAGCAUAUACAAAAAUGGCAACAAACUGCACAUGAAUUAACGGAUAUAAAAACGUCUUAAAAAGUAUUGCCAAACAUUAAUGUUGAUUUCUAGUUAUUUAUUUUGGGAAUGUAUAGUAUUUGAAAACGGAAAUUGGUACCUUGCACACAUCAUCUGUAAGCUGUUUGGUUUAAAAUACUGUAGAUAAUUAACCAAGGUAGAAUGACCUUGUAAUGUAACUGCUCUUGGGCAAUAUUCUCUGUACAUAUUAGCUACAACAGAUUGGAUUUUAUGUUGACAUUUGUUUGGUUAUAGUGCAAUAUAUUUUGUAUGCAAGCAGUUUCAAUAAAGUUUGAUCUUCCUCUGCUAAAUGACGUUGAUGCAAUCUUUAUAAAUGAUUGCUUUUAAAAACAACUUAUAAAAUAGGGAACGAAGCCUAUACAAGUAUAUUCUAUGUUACAAAGUUUAACUGUAACCGUUGCUAUUUAACAUGUUGUAGAGAGUCUCCAGUUGCCUACCAAUUUUCAGUAAUCCGGCAGAGCACUCAACGAAAUAAGAUGUCAUUGGUGAAAUGGUACAAAACCUUGUCCCAUUACAAUAUGCACUAUAUGUAUAUUUUUUACACUCCAAGGCUGAAAGUUUAGUAAGGCGCUGUCUAGCUUAAAUGUGAAUUACUACAACUGUAAUUUGAUAGGUUCAUCACAUGCUGUUAUAAAAUGGAGGUGGGGUAAAGAAACAUUUUACAGUAUUUGUGUGCUAAAGUUAAAACAUGUAUGUCAUUCAGUUCAAAAUCCUGAUGUUUUUUAAGUCUUAUUAAAUAAUUUCAAAAAUCUGAAAACUGUAAAUCUAGAUGUAAAAAUUUAUUAAAAAAUCAUGCUUGUGACAAAG
This is a messenger RNA of Tachyglossus aculeatus (Australian echidna), 4101 nucleotides long. RefSeq names its product FMRP translational regulator 1 (gene FMR1). The record is from RefSeq and is a predicted model, not a curated record. Gene Ontology annotation, biological process: central nervous system development; regulation of mRNA stability; negative regulation of translation. Lineage: Eukaryota; Metazoa; Chordata; Mammalia; Monotremata; Tachyglossidae. Gene Ontology annotation, molecular function: mRNA 3'-UTR binding; protein homodimerization activity; translation regulator activity. The coding region runs from base 60 to 1775 and encodes 571 amino acids. The transcript has 16 exons. Gene Ontology annotation, cellular component: presynapse; membrane; postsynaptic density.